Molecule: messenger RNA, 1761 nt
Organism: Penicillium olsonii
Lineage: Eukaryota; Fungi; Ascomycota; Eurotiomycetes; Eurotiales; Aspergillaceae
Source: the annotation of a GenBank genome assembly
AUGGGCAAUCUAGGUGACUUGUCGCCAGAGGGUAGCGUGGCGGUUGGUGUGGUCGUCGGAUUGAUCUCAACAAGUCUACAAGCAAUCGGGCUCACGCUCCAGCGCAAGUCGCAUCUCCUCGAAGACGAGAAGCACCCAUACGAUCUCCGCAGACCCCCUUAUAAGCGCCGACGAUGGCAACUAGGAAUGGGCAUGUUUGUGAUCUCCAAUAUCGUGGGAAGCACUAUUCAAAUCACGACGCUCCCUCUCCCGGUUCUUUCGACGCUUCAAGCGUCCGGACUGGUGUUUAAUACGAUAUUCGCUACAUUAAUACUCGGUGAACCCUUUACUCGAUACUCGCUCGCGGGAACCGUUCUUGUUUGCAUCGGCGCACUGCUGAUUGCCACGUUUGGCGCCAUCGGAGAACCGGCACACACCCUAGACCAGCUUCUCGGGCUGUUGCAGCGACGGCCGUUCCUUCUAUGGAUGGGAGCGACAACUUUGCUGGUUGUUAUCAUACUAGUAGGCAUGAAAUUGCUGAAACAUCUCGUGCCCUCAUAUCGCGCGAAACCGUCGGCGUCCGGGCAUUUUACGCCGCAUUUGCUGCGGCAUCAAAGUAGAAUGAGACUGCUGAGGGGAAUGAGCUAUGGAUUCGUGAGUGGUAUACUGUCGGCUCAUUCUUUACUGUUAGCGAAAUCAGCAGUGGAACUGCUGGUUCGGACAAUCGUGGACGGUGUGAACCAAUUCAACCGUUGGCAGUCAUGGGUGAUUCUCUUAGGAAUGAUCUUUUUGGCGCUGACACAGCUGUUCUACCUACACCGGGGGUUGAAAUUGUGCAGCACAAGUGUUCUAUAUCCCUUCGUUUUCUGCAUCUACAACAUCAUCGCGAUAAUGGAUGGCUUGAUCUACUUCCGACAAGUGUCGCAGUUGGCAGGUUUCCACGCCGGUCUCAUCGCCUUGGGCACCAUCAUUCUCCUAGCCGGUGUUCUAUGUCUGUCUUGGCGACUGGAGGAUAUCGACAACCACGCCGCUGUCACAACAGUGGGGCCUACACAGACCGGCCUCGGACCAGGAAUGGCAGUCAUGGAAGAGCACACCCCAACAUCACCCGGGUGGCUUGACGGGCCAGCCGAUGAAUCCAACAUUGGAGAACGCGAACCGCUCAUAAACUCCAACCUUAACACUCGAAACCUUCUAUACCAGCGUGGGCGAGCUCCAAGCUUGCCACUCAACCUACACUUCGACCAUCGCGACUCUGCCGACCUCAACCCCGCCUCCAUCUGGGCCGAUCUCGACGACUCGGAUUAUGAAUCUGAUCAUGGGCAGAAACGACCUUACGCAGAUCGGCCACGCAGUAACAGUGGCGGCGAGGCUCCAAGCAACCCUUCACGAGGGCUGGCGCGACACUCGACAAUCAGCGCCGGCACCCAAGAUCGAUGGACGUCUCGGCAGAACCAACGAACCCGUAUAUCAGCGCCAUGGGGAGGGACAUCGAUCGGUCAUCGCAAGCGACGAAGCACAGGCACUUGGAUCCCGUCCAACCGCGAAGUCGGCGGAUAUGGAACAAUUCCAGAAAACGGCGGCGAAAUCCCAGAUAGCGAAUGUAUCGCCCAUCAAUCCUCCAGCACUAUGCCUGGUCUUCUUGCUGGCUCAAGAAGGGCUUUGGCAGGUGCCUGGACGUCUGGAAGACGCUUCCUAUUCCGAAGCAGCCCGCAGGCGGGCAGUGAGGCUGAUGCCGACGCAGACGAUCCUUCUUCCUCUCUGCUUCCGAGACCUUCCUAG